Entelurus aequoreus (snake pipefish) is the source of this 9451-nucleotide messenger RNA. RefSeq names its product adhesion molecule with Ig-like domain 1 (gene amigo1). Gene Ontology annotation, biological process: brain development. Gene Ontology annotation, molecular function: protein binding. The record is from RefSeq and is a predicted model, not a curated record. The coding region runs from base 444 to 1982 and encodes 512 amino acids. NCBI's taxonomy places the organism in Eukaryota, Metazoa, Chordata, Actinopteri, Syngnathiformes, Syngnathidae. The transcript has 2 exons.
GCUGAGCGUACUUCCUUUGGCGCAAGCACGGCAGCCGCAGAAUAGCAGCAGGCUGGAGAGGAGGAGGCUUGUCACAUUUCCCUCCACCGCUGCUCAAGAUACUCACAGGAGGCAGGAAAAUGCACCGUGCGUGCAAAGUUGUGUGUUUAAAACGGCGGAUGACAACACGUCAUCGCUUCAAGGAGCCUUUCCUUGCGUAAUUUCGCAUCGGGUUUAUUCGUGCGCCGAUAUCCCCGUUUUGCAUCUUGUGUCCUCCUCGUCAUCCCAUCAUCAUCAUCAUCAUUAGAGAGAAAGGGGGAACAUCUGCAUGCUGCAGGAGUGAGAACAUUUGCUUCUAUGCUACAUCUCGGGUGAAGCCACCACAAAGCAAUGCCCUGGACUUCUUCACCUCCUGGGAAUUGAGCUCACGGUACAGUUCUCUGGGAUAUAGAUAGACUGCCAGCAUGUUGCAGCCCUCCAGAAGAGCAGGUGGCAGCCUGUUAAAAACAUCACCUCCUUGGAGUAAGGGUUUGGAAUGGGCCCUCUUCCUCGCCCUGUGCAUAGGUCUCCACUGGCCUCCGGGGACAUCAGGGUCAGCGCUAGACUGUCACAAGACUUGUAUCUGCGCCUCCAACAUCAUAAGCUGCUCUAAAAUGAACCUGACCAACAUUCCGACGGGGCUGCCGCUCUACGCCACCGUUCUGGAUCUCAGCUACAAUGAGAUCACAAAGUUGAGGUCAGAGUGGACUCCAGUGAAGCUCCCAAAGCUUCGCAACCUGCUGCUCAGUCACAAUGGCCUCCUCUUCCUGUCAUUAGAGGCAUUCAUUAAUGUGAAAUACCUGCGCUACCUGGACCUGUCCUCCAACAGCUUGCAGGAGCUAGAUGAGUUUGUCUUUGAGCCUUUGGUCAACAUAGAGGUUCUCUUGUUGUACAAUAACAAAAUUUACCAGAUUGACCGCUCAGCUUUUAUCACCAUGAUCAAUCUCCAGAAGCUCUACCUGAGCCAAAACCAAAUUUCCCGAUUCCCCGUGGAGCUUGUCAAGGAAAAAUCCCGUCUAGAAAAACUUAGCUUGCUGGAUGUGUCAUCAAACAAGAUUAAAAUGUUGCCCAUUGAUGAGCUUCAAGUCCUGCCAUCCUGGAUUAAAAACGGCCUCUAUUUCCACAACAACCCUCUGCUCUGUCACUGUGACCUCUACACACUUCUUGCACACUGGUACAUCCGAAAGCUCAACUCAGCCCUGGACUUCAAAGAUGACUUCACAUGUGUUCUGCCGGGCCCACAGAAGACCCAGGUGAAUGCUUUCGAUUUGAGCGGCGACAGCAUGAACUGCAGUACUUUCAAGGAGGCAGAACAAGAAGCUUUUCUUGAGCAGUCGUUGCUCCUCGGUUGCGACACCAAACACAGGAAUGUGUUAAAGACUUGGACACUUCCUGGUAAUGUGGCUGUGAUACCAACAAGCAACCAGACUGCUAAAGUCUUGCCAGGUGGCAGUCUUCAAGUUAGUCCAGUGAGAUUGGACGACUCUGGAACCUACACCUGUUUUGCCACCAGCGCGACCUUCAAUGAAACCAUCUAUGUGGUACUGAAGGUCCACAACUUUACCAUGCAUGGCAAUGGAGAGACCCUGAACACCGCGUACACCACAUUAGUCGGCUGCCUGGCCAGCGUGGUUCUGGUAAUCAUAUACCUUUACCUGACACCGUGCCGCUGCUUCUGCUGUCCCAAUAGGGGUAAAAAUCGGGGGGACGACAGCAUCCACUCAUCCAUGUUGAGCGUGACGCCGACACACGGGGACCCAGUGCUCAAGGCGGAGCUCAACAGGCAUGUGGCUUUCAUAGACUCUAAGGAGGCACAGGGACAAAAUGGCAAGCUGAACCCUAACGGGGAUGAGGACAAUGAUGACAUAGACGUUGAGGCCAGUUCACUUAUGAAGGGAAAGAGGAAGAAGUCAGUAGCAGACUCCAUUAGCUCGGUCUUCUCAGACACUCCUAUGAUGGUUUGAGAAGAAAGCUGACAGGAUAGCAGCAGCUUUUUUCAAAGGGAAUUGGGAGAAAACAAGUUGAAAUAAGAGCCUUUACGAAAGUGAACUGUCUUGUUCUCAACAAUUAGCCGGACUUUUCCAGCAUUCUAAUGUGUAGCACUUAAUUUAAUGCAUUUACUGUGAAGGAAGUGGGAUGUGGAGAACGGAAACUACUGACGUCUUGAGCAUUCACCCUGUGAUAGAUGAUAUUGCGCUAAUGUGGGGGGAAAAAAUGGGGGGCGGGAUUCUCAUAUCAUGAUAAGUGUUACAAAUACUAGAAUAAAUUGCUUCUUAUCAAGAACAUAUAGUAGCAUAGGAGACAGAUGGGCAUCAGCAGAACAUGAAUGCAUCUGCCAUCAACCUUGAGUCAUCCAUAGGGGAAGCAGGAUGCUAUGAUGCUGCAUUAUAUUAGAUAAAGUUAGCUUCAUCAGACAUUUUCCAAGAAAAUGUAGCAUAAACAUGUGCUCAGAAGUACUUCAUUGAACUAUUUGUAUGCGUAGAGGUAUAAGUAUAUUUUCCAUUGCUGUAUCGUGGAACAUGUCAUACUACUGCAUUUAAUAGAAAAUAACCAGGUAGACGCAAGUAAUUCCACAUGUGUAUCAGAAUAAUUGCCUCACAUCUACUUGAACUUAUGAAGCCUUACGUGAUAAAACAAAACAAAACACUGGUAACCUCCAGCAAACAAAUAUUCAGUGGCAGGACACAGUCUUGAUAUUAACCAUAUUGUUACAAGUAAUCCACACAUAUAGUUCAACUUGCUUUCACCUCAAUAUAAGGUGGAUGACUUUGAAUCUGUCACACACUUGUAUACGUACAGCAUUCUAAAUGUUAUCAACAUCUACGUAAGUGAGCUUGGAUCCCCUUUCCUGGAAAUUAAACACUAAUCCACCACUAAAUAACAUUUGAUCCAAACUCUAUAAAUGCAGGUAUUUACUUUUCAGCCUGAUUGGCAGGAAAUUAACCAUUGUUAAGUAAACAUACAGGUAUGGUCGUAUACCUGCAUUAUCUGGAAAUGUGCACUAGUGAGCGCACACGAAAAUCAUUUGAUGGUGUUAACUUUUAAAAGCUGCAACUGAAUUUAGUCAUUUAAUGGGAUAGGAUGUUUAAUUUGUUUCGGAUACGCUUAAUAAAUUAUUCAGGAACGAUCAUCUAAUGACUACAAUUAGACAGUGUCUAAAAAGAAGUAGGAAGAAGCAGAGUUUAUUUAAUCAUACCCAUUUUUCAAAACUUUAUAAACAACGGUUUAUAUUUUACAGGUUGACACUUACAAUAUAGCAUUCGUUUACAUUUUGUCAUUUAUAAUUUGUUCAUUUCCUGUGUUUAUGUGGCACCAUUUUCUAAUUAAAGUGACACCAAGAGAGAAUGGGUUGGAUAGACAUCUUAUAAAGGAAAUAAUAAGGAAAAGACAACACGGUACUAAUAAGCAAAUAUGAGUAUACGAAUUAAAAAACUGACUGCAUACAUCUUGUGCUACGAAAAAGAAAGAAUUUAAGACGUUAACAAAAAGAUUUAAAAAAUGGAAAUGUAAUACACGUAAAAGAAAAUAAUUACUGCUGUCAAAUGAUUACUUAUUUUAAUCAGAUUAAUCACACUUUUUUAUUUGGAUUAAUCGCAGGUUAUUACUAACUUGCAUAUCUUAAAGCAACUAAAGUUGCUUUAAACAGAAAUGCAAUUUUUACUGUCAGAAUGUCAUACAGGAACAUUUAAAACGUUUUACUUGGAUGCUCGACAUUUAUUUGCCCAUGACAUGGCAACAGUUUCAUUUUAAAGUCACGUCAGUAUUUAUUUUGAACACACCAGUCAUAGUCUUCUCGCUCAUUUUCGCACUGGCGUAUGCAUUGACCUAAUAAUCACUGACUGUAAAAACCAGUGCUGCCUUUUAAGUAACCAUCCAUUAGGCUGAAGGAGCAUGUUCAGUGAAAAUAAAUUGCAUGAUUAAUCUGCUUAUAUACAUGAGUACCGUAAUGUAUUUAUUUUAUUUAUUAUUUGUAUUAAUUUAUUUUUUUGUAUAAGGUGGCGACUUGUCCAGGGUGUACCCCGCCUUCCGCCCGAAUGCAGCUGAGAUAGGCUCCAGCACCCCCCGCGAUCCCAAAAGGGACAAGCGGUAAAAAAUGGAUGGAUGGAUGGUAUUAAUCACAUGAGUUAACUCAUUAUUUGACAGCCCUAAAAAUAACAAAGUUAAUGAAUAUAACAUUUCACAAGUUAGAAUAAGCAAAUAUAUCAAGCGUUUACUGGAGUAAAAAUAUUGACAAAAAAAAUAUCUAAAUAAAUGGCCAAUAUAGACUGAGCAGUCAUGAAAGGGAGUAUACUGUAGGUAAAUAAAUAAUGCUGAAAAACACGUUCUCGACAUGAAUAGGGGCACAAUGUAAUCAAACCGUGGCAUAUGUGAGUGAUAAUACAAGGCUAAGAUGAACGGUUCUCAGAUGGGUUUCAUUCCCCCUCUGCUGUGUAUGCCUUUGUGUCUCAUGAGUCACACAACACAAAAGCUAUUGUCUCAGGCUCAAUUCAGUUCUUAGUAUGUGUGUGUUUGUGUGUGUGCAGCCCUCAAACAGCAAUCAGUCAUCCAGGAAAUUAAUGUGAUGCCCUUUUGGGAGUAUGUGAUAUGCCCACAGCGUUUAUUGAAUGUUUGUUCUUUAAAUGAAUAUUAAUUGCGGGGAAGAAUAUGGUAAUGUCAAAAUGAAUGACACACAUGUUGAACUGAAAUCAGUGUAGCCCUUUAAAAGGUGCUUUGGGGGAAAUGGAUGAAAUGUUCUCAGCAUUUCCAAUGUGCGUGUGAAGAGGAAGUCACACUUGUCAGAGAGGUGGUGCGUGCAUCAUGCCUUCCUACAUAUUGCCAUAUAGUAUAUGUAUUACCACUAUCUGUGUUCAGUAUUGAUUAGUUGUACAGCUAUGUUGUACCAGUGUACUGACUGUAUUGUUGUAUAAUCUUACCUUAUUGCUCAUUUGGUCUGCUGCUGUGCUACUUGUCUUGAUUUACACGUUUAUUUUUCAAAUGGGUUGGGGUUCAGUUUUCUAUGGAAAGAUGGUGUAUUUUACAUUUGUUGAAUCAGAAAAAACAUUUGGACAUUUAUGAAAAAGGCCUGACAUCCUGACAGGCAGUGAGUAUGUAGCCGCAAGUUAUUUUUAGCAGACAAGGUCAAAGAGAACGUACCGUGCUCUGGCAGUGAUCAGGCCAUGUCUGAUGAGCCGUGAAUAAUAUAAUUUGGCCCUUUAGAAUCACAUCUUUUGUAGAUAACACUAUUUUUGUCAAAAAAGCAGCACACAUUAUUUACUACAAUGAUUUUGGAUGGAUCUAAAAUAAGAAAGAAGGCGAUACAAAAACGGCUGCAUCCAUUCAUGAAAAUAUUUGGCAAUAAUCACGGAUAAGUGGCAUUAGUGUGGUCUCUGACAUUCAAUAUCUAUAUUUUUCAAACUUUAAAGUAGCAAGUAUGCAAACAUUCCUGAAGUGAUGUGGUUGAAAGCCUUUCCCCCACAUUCGCCAGUCCUCCAUAUAAAUAUUUUAAAAGCAGCAGAGUUAAUUGACCACCAUCGCAAAGAUAAGUUGGCUGGCCAAAUGUAGAAUGGCUUUGCAUGGUAUGCUUUACAGCAAGGGUCUCCAACAAGUAGGAACGUUAAAUAUAUCAAACUUUCAUUUGCUACAAUUUUGAUGAUCAUGGUUUACAGUUUUUGCAAACCCAAAAUGUUCAAUUGGUUUUCAAAAGCUGUAAGCCACAGUCACCAAAAUUAUAUCAAAAGAAGUCUUGAAAUAUCUUUAGUUGCAUGUUGUGAGCCUAAGUCAUUAUUUUCACCUUGGAAAUUUAAUUGUUAGAAUAACUGAACUUUUUUAAGUUACCACUGUAAAACACUUAAAUAAAAACAAUACAAUUUAAACGUUGCUUGGCAUAAACAUAUCCUCUUUUUUUGCCAAAGUAGCUCUAAGAGGGAUGAAAGUUGGAGACCCCUGUUUUAGCACUUCUUUGGCUGCAGGCAUUAGAGGUAUUACUUGAUGAAAUAAACGACUGACCUUGACACACUGUGCUGCCUCUAUAUUUUACUGCUUGUAAUAAAUAAAUGAUAAAUGGGUUAUACUUGUAUAGCGCUUUUCUACCUUCAAGGUACUCAAAGCGCUUUGACAGUAUUUCCACAUUCACCCAUUCACACAUUCACACACUGAUGGCGGGAGCUGCCAUGCAAGGCGCUAACCAGCACCCAUCAGGAGCAAGGGUGAAGUGUCUUGCCCAAGGACACAACGGACAUGACUAGGAUGGUAGAAGGUGGGGAUUGAACCCCAGUAACCAGCAACCCUCCGAUUGCUGGCACGGCCACUCUACCAACUUCGCCACGCCGUCCCCACGUCUUGUGUGGGAACCUUUACCAUUUAGAUUAAGCUGACUCAACAUUCACCUGACAUAGUAAAUGUAGUUUAGUGCAGUAGUUGUUUUCAUUUAACAAAUGGUAAAAUUGUAUGAUAAGUAAAUUCUAAGACUGGACGCCACCUAGUGGUAGAAUGAUAUCAGUCACCAGAGUUGUGAAUUGUUUUGCCAUAAAAUGUUGUUUACUUUCAGCAGCUUUUAAAUAUUGAGGUAUUCUUUCACGGUAAUACACAUGAAGACAUGAAGAAAAGCAAACAUUUCAUAACAAUAGGCUGGCAUAGUAAUGUGCUGGGGAAACUCACUCACUCCAUACUUCAGACAUAGUAACUACACAUUCAUGCCACCACAGACAACGUUGGCAGCAGCUGCAGGCGUCUUCUUCAAGAUGUCUUUUUCUCCUGAAUAAAGAACACAUUGUCACUGCAUAUUUAUAUUUUGAUUGUAAGGGAGGCAUACUCUACUGUUAUUCACGCCUGAGCAUGACACACAGCAUGCAUAUGCAGGAAGAAAGUAUUCAUUAGGAUGGACGAUGCAGUCCUGAUCCGAAUUAAGUAUGUGCUUGUGUAUAUACUAAUGAAGUGUCUCAUGGGUACACAAUAAUUUGUGGCAUUUAAAAAAUCAGUCACAUGCAAGCACACAGGUAUACUUACUAUUUGGGAUGCUGGUCUUUUCUCAGGGCUUCUUGACUGCACUUCCCCAAUGCUCUCUCCUUUCCAAGAGAUGGGGCAGUUUAGGGAGGACAAACGCUGACACUUGAGAGGCUGGGAUUCACUGCAACUUUUUCUCUUUUUACCUAGAGGUCUUUGGUUAGAGCCUGAUAUUUUGUGCUUAACAUGCGGUGUCGCCGCUUUAUCAGGGGACAAUAAAGCAGACUGCCGCACUAAAGCUGACACAGGUCUCUUUGAGGGCUGUAAAGGAAGAGGAUGGCAUGUCUUUUUUCCAUGUGAGAGGUGACCAUUAACUGGUCCUUGGGAGGAUGUCACCUGAGGUUGGCGCUUGUCUGUGCUACAUCUUGAGGCUGUUUCCUCACUACUGCACGACAGCUCAUUUUGCGAUAAAUUGGAGCCGGGUAACCCGAUAGGGUUUCGUAGUCUGGCGGGUCGUUUUGCAGAGGUAUUGGAUGGUAGUUUAGUGCUCCGUGACUUUUUUUCAAGUUGUCCCAGUGAGGCACAGGCAAGGCUGAGGGUGCCAGCGGUAUGGGAACGUCCAGACACAUUCUUGGCAGACUCUGUGACGUGAUGAGACCUGAGACCUGAUGAUGCUUGAGGUAUUUUCCUGCAAAUUAAAGGGUCAACAUGAUUAGGCUGCCAUUUGUAACUCAUGUAAAUGAAAGCAAAACUUAACCUCCGAUCCAACAACUGAAUUUAACUGAAGAACUGGUUUCACUGACACGUACAAUCUAAAGUGUCUAGAAUUGAAGUUAAAGCUGAAGAACUAUGAAUUUGCUGGCGGUUCAAUUCUCAGCAACGUCAGUUUCCGAAUGAGUUUAUCACUGUAAGCAUUAAGUUUAAUAAGGUAACAUAUGCUGUAGUUAUUCUCUAUUAAACGGCCACCAGAAAACAAUAGCUGUGUGAUAGAGUUGUCAAAAAAAAGAGAAUUCCUUAAAAGUAGAAAUAAAAAAAUGAACUAAAUCUCUGAUCUGUUACAUUGUUUUGUCAUCUUCCUCUUUAAGCUGAAAUGCCAUUUCCCUAAGGUGACAGAAAAAUAUACAACCUGCCAUAUCAUAAAUACUAGCAUGUUGGCAAAACACAAACACACAAUACAAUAAAACACAUUAUACAUGUGUAAAUUUAACUAGCAAAACUGGUCAAACAUUUAUUAUGAUUGUUAUUUCCAAGAGCCAUACCAGAUGCAAGAAUUGCUGUUUGUAAUUAUACAUUUGGCCAGCAGGUGGUUUCUUGUGCCGAAGCAUGCCAUCCAUCCAUCCAUUAUCUAAAGCAGUGGUUCUCAACCUUUUUUCAGUGAUGUACCCCGUGUGAAUUUUUUUUUAAUUCAAGUACCCCCUAAUCAGAGCAAAGCAUUUUUGGUUGAAAAAAAGAGAUAAAGAAGUAAAAUACAGCACUAUGUCAUCAGUUUCUGAUUUAUUCAAUUGUAUAACCGUGCAAAAUAUUGCUCAUUUGUUGUGGUCUUUCUUGAACUAUUUGGAAAAAAAGAUAUAAAAAUAACUAAAAACUUGUUGAAAAAUAAACAAGUGAUUCAAUUAUAAAUAAAGAUUUCUACACAUAGAAGUAAUCAUCAACUUGGGGAUUGUAAUAGAGAUCCAUCUGGAUUCAUGAACUUAAUUCAAACAUUUAUUCACAAAAAAAGAAAUCUUUAACAUCAAUAUUUAUGGAACAUGUCCACAAAAAAUCUAGCUGUCAACACUGAAUAUUGCAUUGUUGCAUUUCUUUUCACAGUUCUUUUUGACAGACAUUUUUAAAAAAUGUCACGUACCCCUUGGCAUACCUUCAAGUACCCCCAGGGGUACGCGUACCCCCAUUUGAGAACCACUGAUCUAAAGCAUGCAUGAAGCUUAAAACAUUCUCAAACUAACUGCUUCAAUGCCUCAUAAGGCUUCAUCUGACCAUUACUAAAUAUUGAUAACAAGUGCAAAAAUUUGAUUUUAGCUUGUGUACCUACUGUCCCCGUGGAGACACUCAUUUCCCUCCACAUUUAUGGCAUCAUAUGGCCCAACCUUUGGCGUUUCAUUAUGUUGUUGACGCGCAGAACACAAAUAUUAGAUAUAUAGACAUUUUCUAGGCUAUAUUGAAGCGCGGCCCAGACAAUAAAAUCUACUUUAUGGAGGUUGGAGGUGCGCUCUGACAGGCGCUGUGGUGUUGCGAUGGUGCAUUUGGAAUCAUCCAGACAUUAAAAAAAGGCAUAUUGCAGGAAGUUCUUUCAUACAGGAAAAUACACGGUGACACCCCUCAUUGUACGAACAUUUCGAUUUACGAACAACAGACCAAAUAAAAAUAUGCUUUAAGUCUUGUGUACAAGUGUUUUAUCCACCCAUUUGUGUGCCUGCAGCGCAGCAAUUUUGUGCCCGGCAGCACAUUCAUUGUGGGCAGCCUGAUCGAUCUCCGGUGCUCACGGCUUAUCCAGUCAGCAAAGUGCUGCUGU